This is a messenger RNA of Trichoderma harzianum CBS 226.95, 1020 nucleotides long. RefSeq lists its product as hypothetical. The record is from RefSeq and is a predicted model, not a curated record. Gene Ontology annotation, molecular function: catalytic activity. The coding region runs from base 1 to 1020 and encodes 339 amino acids. The transcript has a single exon. NCBI's taxonomy places the organism in Eukaryota, Fungi, Ascomycota, Sordariomycetes, Hypocreales, Hypocreaceae. Gene Ontology annotation, biological process: nucleoside metabolic process.
AUGGCUAGUAGCGAUUCUGAACGAGAAUUCAUCAACGAUGAUUAUACAGUCGGUUGGAUUUGCGCAAUAAAGACUGAGCUUGUUGCUGCACGAGUCUUCCUCGACCAAGAAUAUGAGCUGCCAGGUUAUGUGUCUGCAAAUGACAAUAACAAUUGUGCUCUAGGUAGGAUUGGAAAGCAUAAUGUUGUCAUUGCGGUCUUGCCCCAUGGAGAAUACGGCCUCUCCUCGGCGGCAAGCGUAGCAAGAGAUAUGCUACAUACUUUUCCGAACAUCAGGAUUGGGCUCAUGGUGGGCAUUGGAGGGGGCGCUCCAAGUGAGAAGCAUGACAUUCGCCUUGGAGAUGUGCUGGUUAGUCUUCCUCGCGAUGGAAAAGGUUGUGUAUUACAGUACGACUUUGGCAAAACCAUCCAAAGUCAAACCUUUCAACAAACAGGGGUUCUUAACCAAGCACCAAUACUUCUAAGGACGGCUGUAAGCGGACUUGAGAGCCAAUACGAAAUAAAUGGACACGCAAUUCAAGAAACAAUUGAUGGAAUUCUCAACAACAAUGCAAGGUUAAGAAGCAAAUACAAGCGACCGAACCCGGACACAGAUAGGCUCUAUCGAAGCAACGUUAUUCACUCUUCUACGGAUAAUAUAAGUUGUCGCAUCUUCUGCGAUGAUGACCCGCAGAAUGUGAUAACACGCUCUCAAAGGGACAGCAGCGAAGAUAACCCAGCAAUCCACUAUGGCCUGAUUGCUUCUGCAAGUCAAUUGAUGAGAGAUGCUGAGGUUCGAGACAAAUUAGUCGCUGAAAGGGAUAUACUAUGCUUUGAAACAGAAGCGGCUGGUUUAAUGAACCAUUUUCCUUGCCUAGUUAUACGCGGUAUUUGUGACUAUGCCGAUACGCAUUCAAAUGCAGAAUGGAGAGGCUACGCAGCAAUGGCAGCAGCCGCAUAUGCGAAAGAUUUGCUAUGUCGGAUUCCUCCAAAUCGAGUUGAGGCCUUAAAAAGGAUGGAUAUCUUUGCUGGUAAGCGUUAA